This is a messenger RNA of Drosophila guanche, 995 nucleotides long. RefSeq lists its product as uncharacterized. Lineage: Eukaryota; Metazoa; Arthropoda; Insecta; Diptera; Drosophilidae. The record is from RefSeq and is a predicted model, not a curated record. Gene Ontology annotation, molecular function: serine-type endopeptidase inhibitor activity. The coding region runs from base 614 to 949 and encodes 111 amino acids. The transcript has 2 exons.
UCGAGUUCGCAACAAUCCAAACGCCAGACGCUCCAGCUGCCAGUCAGUGACCAAAAGUGUGGUAUAGAAAUUUCCAAAAUUACCCGAAACAAAGUCCACAAAGGACAGACAGCCUGCCACCUAGAGAAGGGCAAAAAUAUUCCAUAUCUGCGAAACGAUAAUCCCUUUGUUGUUGUUUUGAAUUUUACGACUGUUUGGGUGCUUGCACUGUGGAUGAACUUUGCAGGCGUCUUUUGGGGUAUAAAAAACCCAUAAAUCCAUUCAGAAAUCAAGAAAACGAAACGCAAAAAUAUAUACAGAUCGGUCGACCAUCAGCUAUAGCUAUCUUCAUAUAUAUUGUAGAGGUUACAGUCCCAAGCAAUUGUUGAAUCGACAGGCACUACGUUCGUUCGGUCUCUCAUAUAUGGCGACGAGCGGCUGCUGCGCAUUUCAAAACAACAGAAUUGGCAGUGUUUCCAUUUCCAGCAGAGAGAGUAACACUGUACCACAACCAGCAACAAGACAGAGCUGACAGUACAAAUAGAUAAAGGAAAUUCCCGGAGAAAGAGCAGAUCAAGACAAAUCCAACGAAAAAGGAACUUUCACAACCGGAUACAGGUUCAUUCAGCGAUCUAUGAAAAACACAUCAAUCUACCAAAGUAUUUCCACAAUGAAAGCCAACAGUCAACUGAGGGUAACCGUGUGGCUGUGCGUGAUGCUGGCCAUGAUUCAGGAGCAACCCAUCGAGGCACGUGUCCGUGAUUUGUGCACGGUACAGCCCAGCACGAAUGGACUCUGUGUGCCCAGCACGCUGGGCAUUUACUUUGAUGUGGAGACGCAGCACUGCCGGUUUCUGGGCUGUGGCAACAAGCGGCUCUUCGGCAGCCUCGAGGACUGCGAGAAGAUCUGCAACAAUGCCAGACACGUGAAGAGACGCAAUCGAUCUGGUGGCAAUGAAGCCAUCAAUUGAAUACACGUUAAGGAUCUUUUUACUGAAACAAAAAUCUGUUUGCCUU